CCGGCGGCCUCGGCCAAUGGCAAGCCACUUCCGGCGACGUCAGCGCCGACACGUGGAUCCAAGAUGGCGGCCCCGGGGGCUCUGAGGCUUACGUGCCCAUUCUUCCUCUUGUGGCAUGGGGUGAGUUGCUUCUACGUGCCAGGAGUGGCUCCCAUCAAUUUUCACCGGAAUGCUCCUGUAGAAAUCAAGGCUGUGAAACUCACCAGUUCGCGGACGCAGUUACCUUACGAGUAUUACUCCUUGCCCUUCUGCCGGCCGGACACCAUCAAAUAUAAAGCUGAAAAUUUAGGUGAGGUCCUGAGAGGGGACCGCAUUGUCAACACGCCUUUCCAAGUUUCCAUGAACGUAGAAAAGAAGUGCGAGGUGUUGUGCGAUGCCCCGAACAAGCCCGUUGUGUUGACGAAGGAGAAAAGCCAACUGGUGGUGGAACGGAUCCAGGAGGAAUACUACGUUCACCUCAUUGCCGACAACUUGCCGGUGGCCACGAGGCUGGAAUUCUACUCCAACCGUGAAGAGGAGGAGAAGAACAAGGAGCGGGACCUUCAGUUCGAACAUGGCUACCGACUUGGAUUCAUGGAGAAGAACAGGUUCUUCCUGCACAACCACCUUUCCUUCAUCCUGUACUACCACCGAGAGGAGGUGGAGGAGAACCAGGAACCCACCUACCGGGUCGUUCGCUUCGAGGUCAUCCCGCAGAGCAUUGCACUGGCAGAUAUGAAGGCGGACGAGAAGGGCGUUUGUGUCCUGCCCGAAGCUGCCAGCGCCUCCGCUCAAGAAAUUGACCCCAAUAAGCCCAAUGAGCUUUUUUUCACCUAUUCUGUGCACUGGGAGGAGAGUGACAUCAAGUGGGCCUCCCGUUGGGACACUUACCUCACCAUGAGUGACGUGCAGAUACAUUGGUUUUCCAUUGUGAACUCCGUGGUGGUGGUUUUCUUCCUUUCAGGCAUUCUCAGCAUGAUCAUCAUCCGGACUCUCCGCAAAGACAUUGCCAACUACAACAAGGAAGACGACAUUGAGGACACCAUGGAGGAGUCGGGGUGGAAGCUGGUGCACGGGGAUGUCUUCCGGCCGCCGCAGUAUCCCAUGAUCCUCAGCUCCCUGCUGGGCUCCGGCAUCCAGCUCUUUUGCAUGAUCCUGAUCGUUAUUUUUGUGGCCAUGCUGGGGAUGCUGUCUCCUUCCAGCCGAGGGGCUCUGAUGACCACCGCCUGCUUCCUCUUCAUGUUCAUGGGGGUCUUCGGGGGCUUCUCGGCCGGCCGCUUGUACCGCACACUCAAAGGCCAUCGGUGGAAAAAAGGCGCUUUCUGUACGGCCAUGCUGUAUCCCGGGGUCGUCUUUGGGAUAUGCUUCGUCCUGAAUUGUUUCAUCUGGGGCAAACACUCCUCGGGGGCGGUCCCGUUUCCCACCAUGCUGGCGCUGCUCUGCAUGUGGUUCGGCAUUUCCCUGCCCUUGGUGUACCUGGGCUACUACUUCGGCUUUCGCAAGCAGCCCUACGACAAUCCCGUCCGGACCAAUCAGAUCCCAAGGCAGAUCCCGGAACAGAGGUGGUACAUGAACCGGUUCGUUGGGAUCCUCAUGGCUGGAAUCUUGCCUUUCGGAGCCAUGUUUAUUGAACUUUUCUUCAUUUUCAGCGCCAUCUGGGAGAAUCAAUUCUACUACCUCUUUGGCUUCUUAUUCCUGGUGUUUAUCAUCCUGGUGGUCUCCUGUUCCCAGAUCAGCAUCGUCAUGGUGUACUUCCAGCUCUGUGCCGAGGAUUAUCGGUGGUGGUGGAGAACCUUCCUGGUGUCCGGAGGAUCUGCCUUCUACGUGCUCAUCUACGCGAUCUUCUACUUCGUGAAUAAGCUGGACAUCGUGGAAUUCAUCCCCUCCUUGCUGUAUUUCGGCUACACCGCCCUCAUGGUGCUUUCUUUCUGGCUCCUGACGGGGACUAUUGGCUUCUAUGCAGCCUACAUGUUUGUCCGCAAAAUUUACGCCGCGGUGAAAAUAGACUGAAGGCGCCGGCACACCCAAUGGCACAGAUUCACCGCCAUGCUUUGGUUUCCUCCUAGGAAGGAAUCUGGGAAACUUUUUCCUGUUUCUCCCAAGGGGGAAAAAAAAAAAAGAUCCUUCGGGAGCAGGACGCAGGAACUUAAAACGAAAACAAAAGUUGAACUCUUGGAAUGUAAUUUUUGGCACAAUAUCCAUGGAAUCGGGGAAUCUCCUGGAGGGAAGGGUGUAUAGAUUUCUUUACUUUUUAAUUCUACGCUAUUCUGGAUCUAGGGGAUUUUUUUAAAAAACAAAAAACACGCCAGUCCAUCUCUCACAAUGAAUAUUCCUCUGUCUACUUUUCGACCGUCGCUCACGAUUGCAGCGGUCGUUCUGGAAUUCAGGAGGAGAGAUUCUCCCACCGCCUUUCGCUAGGCCCGUGCUGAAGAUGGCGGGCGCUGCGGUGCCAGGAGGAUGCCGAAAACUGGUUUGCUGGCGUUUUCUCGGGUUAAACCAGCAACUCUCUAUCCGGAGCUGCAGACGUGCUAUUUCCGAGCGAGAUAAGUGCAAUUUUUUUCAGAAGGGACAUUCAAACUCUAUAAAACUUCUCAUCUGCCCGUCUCGGGACUCUUUUCGUGCCGAAAAAGUUGUGCCGAAACGGUGACGGCAUUCUCCAGUUUUAACAGGAAGAACGAUAAGGGAUGUGGGACUGGUGGCUCUUGAACACGUCAGCACAUCUGAGGAUGCAGCUCUGGAGAGAUUUUUGGGGGAUCCUUCCUCCCCAAAAGGUCUGGAUGAUAAGAUGGGAGACCCUGAGCCAAAAAAACAACCACCAGACGAGUGACAUUGCCAUGUUCAUGUGCCAAGGAGUCCAUGGCUCAAGAGAAAACUCUGGCAAUCGGGGGGGGGGAACAAGGGAAGGACUUGGGCCAGCCCUGCAUUUCCGAAAGGAAUCGCUGCCCUCGGUUCUCCAGGUAUUCAUAAAACCAUGCUCCCCUCCCCUGCACCCUCCUCUCCAGCCAGCCCGGGCAAAGAGCCACGUCCUUUCCCCCGUUCAGCCUCUGUCCCUCGUCUCUUUUUAUCGGUCUCUGUGCAAACGCCGUUUUGGGAGCGCGACUUGGGAAUGAAUUCACCCGCCCACCGAUCUUUAUCCUGACGCUGAAAAAAAAAAUUCAAUAUGGGAAACUCGAAAUUUUGCUUGUGCUGGAGUUUUGCAAAAAGAAAAAAAAUCACCCCAAAUCGCUGGAAUUGCUGGGAAAAAAAACCACUAAAGACAUUCUUUGGACAUUUUCUGUGUGAACAAGAAUGUGGGUUUUUCUUUUCUUUUUUUUUAAAUUUUAACACUGCUGGGGGAAAAAGAAAAUAAAAGCAAGUUGCGGUAAGAUUUGCCCCCACCCCCCACUGAGACCUAGAGCACUUCACACAGUAUUUUCAUCUGAGGAUUUUUUUUUAGAAAAAAAAAAAACUCAAAUUUUUUUGGGGGGCCUGGAUCCUACAUGUGUUACGUGGAAGGAAAGGCUUCCAUUUCCUGUGAGCAUAUCUUAAAAAGAAGUUUAAAAAAUGUAAUUUCUCACAGUGACCACCUCGUUCACAUCCCUUCCCUUCCUCUGCCCCCCUCCCCAGCUUUUGCCCUGCCUAGAUGGAUGCAAGGUCUCCCAAAGGCUCAAGCAAGGAAAUCUGGACAGGCUUUCUUGGCCUUGUCCAUCCCAUCGCUGACCACCCCGAGGUCACAUCAGCCAGAACCUAGGUUGGGCCAAGGGAUUCCUUGUAUAUGUGUGUGGGGGGGGGUGAACUUCAGUUUGACUUGAGUGGGUCGUUUUCCCCCUGCCCCACUGGACCUGCUCCAGCCACGCUGUAUUUUUAACUGUACUGUUUUUGAGCCCAAAUGUAAAUAAAUAAACCCACCGUUGUCCGAGG
Messenger RNA from Pantherophis guttatus, 3879 nucleotides. It is a transcript of the gene TM9SF4, whose product is annotated as transmembrane 9 superfamily member 4. Lineage: Eukaryota; Metazoa; Chordata; Lepidosauria; Squamata; Colubridae. Gene Ontology annotation, cellular component: membrane. Gene Ontology annotation, biological process: protein localization to membrane. The record is from RefSeq and is a predicted model, not a curated record.